GUUCUGUAGUGUGUAAGCUAGCUAACCAUAUUGUUGGCUAUGUCGGGCACACUAAAGUGUGAAGAGCAGAGGAGGAGCGAGAAAGAGAGGAGGAUGGUGAUACAUGUCUCUUCAUCUCCUCAGACCAUGGCUGACUAUGGCAUAUUGGUUAAACAUUGGGGUAAAGUGGAGGCAGACUACGAUGGCCAUGGGAGCCUGUUUAUGACCCGUUUAUUCAAGAAGCACCCAAAUACCCAGAAGAUGUUCCCCAAGUUUGCUGACAUCGCCCAGGCUGACCUGGCUAGUAAUGCAGAUGUUACUGCCCUGGGUUCUGCCGUGCUUAAGAAACUGGGUGAGGUGCUGAAGGCCGGAGGCAACCACGCUACCAUCCUCAAACCUGUAGCCAAAAGCCAUGCAGAGAAGCUCAAGAUCCCAUUUGAUAAACUUGAUUUUUUGCUGAUUGAUGUGGCUGCUGAAAUCAUAAAGGAGAAGGCAGAACUCGAUGCCGAUGGGCAGCAAGCCCUGAAGGGAAUGAUGGCUGUUGUCCAUGCCGACUUUGAGGCCACCUACAAAGAGCUGGGCCUCAUCGCCUGA
Messenger RNA from Epinephelus lanceolatus (giant grouper), 573 nucleotides. RefSeq names its product myoglobin-like. Gene Ontology annotation, cellular component: extracellular exosome. NCBI's taxonomy places the organism in Eukaryota, Metazoa, Chordata, Actinopteri, Perciformes, Serranidae. Gene Ontology annotation, molecular function: heme binding; oxygen binding. Gene Ontology annotation, biological process: oxygen transport. The record is from RefSeq and is a predicted model, not a curated record.